Molecule: messenger RNA, 603 nt
Organism: Paramuricea clavata
Lineage: Eukaryota; Metazoa; Cnidaria; Anthozoa; Malacalcyonacea; Plexauridae
Source: the annotation of a GenBank genome assembly
GGUGCAGAGCAGGAGAGUGAGGACAAUACCCUCGUGAAUUCAGUAGUAGUCGAAGAUGACAACGUAAACGAACAGACAACUUUAAAUGAGCAUGACAUGGCAGAUCUUGACCUCGAUAUUGGCCAGCCUGAUGGUAAUAUACAUGAUGUCAUCAAAGCAGCUGAAGUGGCCCAAAAAAGAAAAAUUAGUAACCAAAUCCCACACCUCAUUGACAAUAAGCGAAAGCACCUAGAGAAGGCUCUCUCAGCUGCACAGCGAGAUAAGCUGUUACUAAACGAGGCAAAAGAGGAUUCUACAUUUCGCAAAAAUUUGGCAGAAGCAACACGGCAGUCGACAGAAUCUUUUGCAAUUGCAUUAAAGGAUGUGAGCACUUCCAUCAUGAAUGUUGGAAAUGGAAUUUCUCGAUCUAUGGAAAUGAUGUCACAAGCUAUUAUGGCUCAGGUAAUGUCCAAUUCUCAGCCUCAGGGGCCAUUUAAUCAAAAUCUCUUUUACCAACAUGGUGAAAUGUCACACCCACCCCCAAUAUUUCAAACCCACAAUGGUAUGUACCCUCAUAACCCACCAUGUCCAAGUAAUAGCAACAUUGAACCAAACAACGAAUAA